UUUUUUUCUGCGCCGUAUCCAGGAAGUCGUCUGUGGUUGUCAAGCAAACUUUUGCUUGUAAGCAAAGUGCCUUCAGUCUGUAAAAUGUUUAGCGUUAACGUUGGCUCUUUUUAGUCUGUAGUUUUCUACAACAGAUGAAAGAUGAGUUGCUGUCAUGGGUCCCAGCCCCAGGAGGUCCGGCCUGGUACAGCACGGGUCCUGGUGACUGAGCUGAGUGGAUCAGGCCACAUCAACCCAACUCCUGCCAUGAAGCCCUGUGAGGACUCUGAAGCAGACGUGGAGCUUUACCUCUCUCCAGAGAAGCUGGAAUUGCUGUGUGGAACAAGGGAUCUCUCUCACGUGACCUCACUGGAGAUCUGUGUAGACACGCAGGAAAACACACUGGGUAACUUUGGUGCCUACUUGCCCAGGCUGGAGCAGCUCAGAAUGAACAACAGUGUGAUUAUGUCAGUAAGAGACCUGGGAACCACCCUCUCCCACCUGCAGGCACUGUGGAUGCCUCGCUGCUUCCUACAAGACCUAGAUGGCAUUUCUACUUUCUUGUCUCUCAAGGAGUUGUAUGUGUCCUAUAACAACGUGUCAGACCUGAGUCAGGUUGGCAUGCUGGAGAACCUGCAGCUGAUCGAUCUGGAAGGGAAUGAUGUGGAUGACCUAGUCCAGGUUCAGUAUCUAGGUUUGUGUGGCAAACUCCAUACACUCACGCUGGAGGGAAACCCUGUGUGUAUACGCCCAAUCCCCACCGCUAUCCAGACACAAGACUAUAGUUAUCGGGCUGCAGUGAGGGAGUUGGUCCCUCAGCUGCGUUACCUAGACAAUUUCAGGGUGGAGGAGGAUGGGCGUAGUUGCAGCAGCACCAUGGGAGAAGACUGGGCCAUUCUCCAAAACUCCAUCAGAGACUGUAACUCUUCUCAGGCAGCUACUGAAGAUGAGGACACAGUAGACGGUGCAUGUCCUUACAGCAGACCUGCCUCAGCCAGGCGCCCUGCUUCCAGCCACUCUUCUGUCCGGUCCCUCUCCUCAGCAGGCUCCAGACCUCACACUGGCUCCAGACCUAUGUCAGUAACUAGAUCUGGAGUUCUCUCUCCUUCUGGAUCAAGACCUGGUUCUGCAGACUCUGAUCUAGCAACUGUGGAAGCAGAAACCAGCACCUUGACUCACGGAGCUGGUAAGAUCCUGUUCUGUGGAAACCCAGUCCAGGCUAUUCGAGCAAGGCGAGAAAAGUUAAGGACAGCACCCAGCAAGUCUACGUUCACCCCCCGUGACUUGCCUAUUCAUGUUCCGGAACAUACAUAUGACCUUGAGGAGUCUGAUGUUAGAGAACGCGUUGAUGUGUUGGCUGAGCUUAGAGCCUGGAGGGAGCAGCACAGCAGGCGUCUCCGGGCCAUAGAGACAGAGAGAUUACCACAGAUCCUGGCUAUUCAGCAUAGUGAUGAAGCAGAGGAGGAAGAUAAUGAUGAUGAAGAAGAAGAAGAAGGCUCUGGUGGCAUAAGCAGUGACAGUAGUGAGGAAGAACAUGGAGAGGAGAAGCAUCGCAACAGCCUUGAUACUGCCUCACCAGAUUCUUCUUUCCACUCUCUUUCCCCAGAUCUGCAUCAAAGAGAAGCCUUUUCCCCUGACGUAGCUCGACUGUCCCUGUCCCCAGACACCACGCUGUCACCUUCUCCCCCUCUCAGUGCCACACCAGCUACUGGUAAUCGCAAGCCACCGGGGAUCCGUGCACGUAGGCUUCGACUCAGCCAGACCAAUUCAGAACAUUUACCUGAUUUCAGCAAAGUAGGUCAACCCCCUGGGACAGGUAUAACUGUAGGAGGCACAAACCUGACACUCCAGAGGGACCAGCUGUUGACCAGGACUGAUGUGUUGCCCUUGUCUGCACACAUACCCCUCCCGCCUCCAACAAACGCCCUUGUUGUUGCAGAGAUGGACUUAUCCGGCUUACAGUCUGGCAGGAAGCAUCUUCAAAGUCCUCAGAUGUCCAAACUCCAGGAUAGACCGGUGAUUACACGUCCUCACACAGCCAGGGCAGCUCUGCAGAAACAUCACCAUCACCACAUACUCCAGCCCUGCAGAGGGAGCUCACACCCAGACUGACACCAGAAUGGGCAGGUGUUUGGCAGCUUGGCCACUAAUCAGACUGUUACAUAUGCAUACAUAAAGAGAGUGGUAGAGGCCAUUCAGGGAGAUCAUUGUCCUUAUUGCUCUGAACAUCACUUACACAGUGGUUUGUUGGAAUUAGCUGUUUGUUUGUUUGUUUUCUACUGAAGAUCCAUAAGAUACUGAGAGUAUUCCAACACCAACACCCAGUAAACUCAACAUGAGUAAGUGUCAUGUGAGAUAAUCCUUCAAAUUCUACUGAGUUGCUACAUGAAAAUUAAAGAGGAUGUGACUAUUACCUCACAUUUACAUUUCUCAGGUUGAAAUAUUGAAUUAUUCUAACUAAAUGCUACCUUUUUUUCUUUGAUUCAAUUAAAAACAAAAUCAACAAACAAAAUGAUUUUAGAUUUUCUUUCAUUAAAACUGAGCUGUGAGGUUAAUGAAAUGCAAAGAUUCAUUCCAUCUAAGAUUUCCUGAAGUGUCAGUGAUCGUUUUGAUAUUCAUGGUGUAAUAGUCAAAUCCUGCCACUUGAUGGCGCUAUCUGUAAACAUUGAAUCGAAUUCAUUGCUUCAAUCACCUUGAGCAAACUAUCCUUGAAAUCCUUGAAACACAAGAUUCAUUCCAUUUAGUUGCCUGUUUAUCCAUAUCUAAAGUGGCAUUUGCAUCAAAGAGAGUAUAAUUACGUACGUAUAAAGGCAUAGAUGCAAGCUUUGGCCCUGCACACUGCUAAUACAAGAGAACAUGUUUCGUGAUGUAUUGACUGAUACACUGCACAAGUAAUGAAGUGGAACAAAUCAAGUCUAUUUAGAAUUUAUGUCCUAACUGUGACCUAUCCUAUCAUUUUCCACAAGCUAUUGGAAAUUAUCUGUCGUUGCAGUGUCAAGAACAAUACUAGACUGUUCUGUCUCCUAGAUACCAGAGAGGCAGCCAAGACUAAUAUCUUUGUAGUUCGUAAGCUAAAAAAAUGUUGAGAUUAGCGGUUUGUUUUGAAACUGUCAGGCAGAUCUUAACCUGUAAUUCCAUUUCAGGUGAACCACUACAACCAGCAUGCAGAUGUUUCCAAACUUGUCUGUUCUUUUGUAUGAAUACCUGACAGGACCUGGCACCCACACUAAGAAAGACACAUCUAAAAGCCCUUCCCAUUUUUCUGUCAUCCUAACCUCAGCUGUGCCCAGAGAAACAGGAUGUAAAUAAAUGAGUCAAAGUAACAAAGCACAGACAGUCAUUAAACCUUGAAAGCACUGGUAAGGCUUGUCACCACAGUGUUAGAUUAAGAGAUACA
This is a messenger RNA of Larimichthys crocea (large yellow croaker), 3376 nucleotides long. It is a transcript of the gene lrrc56, whose product is annotated as leucine rich repeat containing 56. The transcript has 13 exons. Gene Ontology annotation, molecular function: protein binding. NCBI's taxonomy places the organism in Eukaryota, Metazoa, Chordata, Actinopteri, Sciaenidae. The record is from RefSeq and is a predicted model, not a curated record. The coding region runs from base 142 to 2091 and encodes 649 amino acids.